AUGGCGGCAGUUGCCGGGCUCUACGGGCUAGGCGACGAGCAGCGCGGACGACACCGGCGCGGCCAAGCCGCCGCCGCCGAGCGCUCCGAGUCGAGGGACGACAACACAGAGGCAUCCGAGGUAGUGCGAGAGAUCAAUGAAUGGGCUGCGGAGGCUAAGCAAUCCCAUGAGAAUGCUGAACAGCAAUGGUACAAACUAAAAACCAAAGUACACAAAAUCAAUGCAAAUAUUCUGAAACCAGAUAAAUGGGUCGCAAAGGAGCCAUGGAUGACUGAAAAAAUAUACCAGCUAAUGGAGAAAAGGAGACUUCACAAAAAUGACGACAAGUUAUACAAAACCAUAGACAGAGAAAUUAGAAGAGAAGUGCGCUAUGCCCGCAACUCCUGGUAUCGCAAGAAAUGUGAUCAUCUGGAAGUACUCCAUAACAAACAUGAUGCAUUUAAUCUGCACAAAGAGAGCAGAGCCAUGGUUCUGCAGACAAAUGCUAAAAUGGAACCCUUA
Brenthis ino (lesser marbled fritillary) is the source of this 501-nucleotide messenger RNA. The record is from the annotation of a GenBank genome assembly. NCBI's taxonomy places the organism in Eukaryota, Metazoa, Arthropoda, Insecta, Lepidoptera, Nymphalidae.